AAGGCGAAAGAGGAAAAUCAUCGAUACGACCGGUCGAAGAUGCCCUGGGAUUUGCGUCCCGUUCAGAAUUACAUUGGACUGUGGGCGUUGACAUCUACUUCAGGAAGAUCCAGAGAUCUUCCCCCACCCGACCAAAUAGACUUCGCCAUCAAUCCUGUUCCAAAAUUCGGAGCUCGUGCUAUCAAUAUCACGCACACGUACUUCCAAAAUGGCCAGGUGAUUCGCCACGAUUAUGGCUACAUGCCAGUGAAAAAUGCUACGAGAAGGGAUCCUCGAGUGCACGUGGCUUACUUGACGACGUCUAGUGAAGGCUGGUCUAUGAUGGAACAGGGUCAAGUGAAAGGAGCACUGAUGACGUUCCAUCUGAAGCAAUUCCUGAGAAGGAGCUUCGACGUCGGCUUGCGAAAUGAUUUGGAAAUUCGAGAGUUUGAACGACAAUUUGAGAUGCCAUCGUAUAAUCAGAUGAUUAUGAAAGUUCGCGCGGAGACGAAUAUGGACACCGAAGGUUACACUGCCUACUACAAACGGUUACUUGGAUGA
Haemonchus placei is the source of this 540-nucleotide messenger RNA. The record is from the annotation of a GenBank genome assembly. NCBI's taxonomy places the organism in Eukaryota, Metazoa, Nematoda, Chromadorea, Rhabditida, Trichostrongylidae.